UUUAAUUGUUUAUCAACUUUGCUCCAGCAUCGCCCUGAGGCAGCCCACUUGGACAACUCAUUGAGCAACAAACAGCGAUCUUCUUUGAACUACAAAAUGCUGAAAAACGCAGUUGCCUUGGUUACAGGAGGUGCAUCAGGGCUCGGCCGAGCGACUGUGGAACGGUUUGCCCGGGCUGGCUAUAAUGUGUUGCUGUGUGAUUUACCAACCUCAAAGGGUCACGAUGUAGCCAAGGAGCUCGGUGAGAAGGUUUUGUACGUGCCAGUCGAUGUGCUGUCGGAAAAAGAUGUAACCAGUGCGCUAGAGGUGGCUAAGAGCAAGUUUGGGAGGCUGGACGUGUCGGUUAAUUGCGCCGGUGUUGCCGUUGCUGUGAAGACAUACAACUUCAACAAGAAGUUGGCCCACAACCUGGAAGACUUUCAGCGCGUGCUACUCGUCAACACAUCCGGCACGUUCAACGUUAUUCGUCUAUCGGCCGGAUUGAUGGGUGAAAACGAACCCAAUACCGAUGGUCAACGUGGCGUAAUAGUGAACACUGCGUCAGUAGCCGCGUACGAUGGACAAAUAGGGCAGGCAGCAUACGCCGCAUCGAAGGCUGCCGUAGUCGGAAUGACCCUUCCAAUUGCUCGUGAUCUUAGCACGCACGGCAUUCGCGUCGUCACGGUUGCACCGGGACUGUUCAACACACCCAUGCUUCAGGCCCUGCCGGAAAAAGUACGCGCCUUCCUUGCCAAAACUGUACCGUUUCCGUCACGUCUUGGGGAGCCGUCGGAAUACGCGCAACUCGUACAAAACAUAGUCGACAAUCCGAUGCUUAACGGUGAGGUCAUUCGUCUAGAUGGUGCCCUUCGCAUGAUGCCUUAAGAGCUUUGCGUGAAACACUCCCAUUUCAAAACAACGGAUGCAUUUAUCUUGUACCUCGAGAAGUUUAGUGAUGAAGGAUGGAUCUCUUCAGAAUGGAGUUCGUCAAACGAUCUUCCGGAAUUCCAAAUGAGAUUUUAUAUUCAUGUUCCAUUGUUUAAAAUAAAGCAGACAGAAUCUAAUAUAUCUUUUGUUUUUAUUAUCGUUAAAUAAUCACUCCUUUCGCAUUAACUGUAAAAACGGCACACAAUCAUUAUUUUUUA
Molecule: messenger RNA, 1124 nt
Organism: Anopheles cruzii
Lineage: Eukaryota; Metazoa; Arthropoda; Insecta; Diptera; Culicidae
Gene: scu
Product: 3-hydroxyacyl-CoA dehydrogenase type-2
Exons: 2
Coding region: 97-864 (255 amino acids)
Biological process (GO): estrogen metabolic process; androgen metabolic process; fatty acid metabolic process
Cellular component (GO): mitochondrion
Molecular function (GO): estradiol 17-beta-dehydrogenase [NAD(P)+] activity
Source: RefSeq, a predicted model, not a curated record